Molecule: messenger RNA, 3675 nt
Organism: Leguminivora glycinivorella
Lineage: Eukaryota; Metazoa; Arthropoda; Insecta; Lepidoptera; Tortricidae
Exons: 10
Coding region: 147-3269 (1040 amino acids)
Cellular component (GO): nucleus
Molecular function (GO): zinc ion binding
Source: RefSeq, a predicted model, not a curated record
UCGUGUAGCUUUGCUGUUGUCCUGAUGUCCUGUUGUGAUGUUAAAUUUUGUUUAAUGCCGCUUUUAAUAUCUCUGAGGAACUUCAGAGUUCUUGUGGAAAGUUUACAAAAUAUGUUGUAGUUUGAGGAAAGCAAAACCGUGACGCCAUGGCGCACUUUGACUGUUGGAAGGUGUUGGUAAAAGAGUUCCCCUGGCUCUAUGACACGACGAACCCAGAUUUCUUUAAUGAGGAGUUGAAGGCGCGCUGUUUCGAACAGCUUCUAGAGAAGUGCAAAAAUGAAGGCGACCGAAUAGACAUGACAACAUUGAAGCAGAGGGUGACUGGUCUUAUUCUAUUAGUCCCGCUACAAAAUGAUCUGUUACUGGAAUUGACAACAAGUUUCCCUUGCCUCUGGAACCCUCAGGACUCCAACUACACUAACAAUGCCGUGAGGUCUCUGUGCCUAGAGCAAUUGUUACAGUUGUACAAUAAUCAGUCCUAUAUUAGGAUUACCAUGGCGGAUCUGCAGCACCGAAUAAAAGGUUUUGACCUGGCAUUGCUGCUUCAAAGUGCUGAUUGGAAUGAUAAGCUGAUAAGUUGUGCAAAGACAUACCCUUGUCUAUGGAAUAUUCAGGAUCUGUAUUACAAUGAAGAAAGGGCAAAGGCUCGGAGCUGGAAUCAAUUGUUCAGUGAAAUUCAAAAAUUGGGAGUUCCAUUAAAUAUUGAACAAUUGAAAAAGAGAAUACAUUACCUAAAAUUCCGUUUAUUGAAGCUGGUCAAUAUGGUUGGUCCCCAAUCCAAACCGAUUGCUAGUCCACUGUUUCUGGAACUGGCUCAAGAGUUCCCAUGUCUGUGGGAUUGUCAAAAUAUUGACUUCCAAAAUAAAUGCGUAAGAAGUAUAAGCUAUAAGCGGCUUUUAGAGAAGUACAAUAGGAAGUUGUCAGUAGGAACUGUAACCAUCGAGAAUAUAAAGGAGUCAUUAUUCAAUAUGAUAAAACAUAUUGUAUAUGUUAAAUUUCGUUGCAAAAAUCUGGGUGAGUUGCAGGAUGAGAAACUGAUAAAGUUGGUUCAGAUUUUCCCGUGUCUAUGGGCUAGUCAUCCAAAGUACAAGAUUAAGCGCGACAGGGACCGGUACUUGCAGGAAGUGCUCGACAAGUAUAACAGCGAAUCGGAAAACCCGCUGACCAUGGAUCAACUCAUGAAGAAACUUCAAGAGUUCAGUUUCGUUCAGCUUACUGAUAUGAUACCUGCCUCACCUACAUCUACAAGGAGGAAAAGUAGACUGAGGGAAUUGCUCGAACAGUUCCCGUGUCUGUGGAACCGUGAAGAUUUGGCCUACGGAAACGCUAGUGUAAGAAAGCUCAGCUACCAGAAACUUCUAGAUAAGUAUAACGAAGAGUCACCAGAGCCCAUAACCACGGAUGCGCUCAAGAAGCAUAUUUUCAACUUGAAAAAGCGUGAUGUGAAGUACCAUAAGGUCCAUAAGAUUUGUCCCUCACCCCAAAAAACAGGAAAGGGAUUAAGGGGAAAUAGAUUCAUGGAAUUGCUCAAGGAGUUCCCAUGUCUGUGGAAUCGUCUAGAUUUGGCGUACGGAAACGAGAGUGUAAAAAGGCUCAGCUACCUGAAACUCCUACAGAAGUAUAACGAAGAGUCACCAGUGCCCAUAACCAUGGAUGCGCUCAGGAAACAGCUUUCCAACAUGAGAAGACGCUUGAAGUAUGCUGGUGAGGAUGGUCUCCCACUUAUCCCACUACAUCUAAGAGGAAAGGCUUACAGAUUGAGGAAACUGUUCGAAGAGUUCCCAUGCCUGUGGGACAGUUCCAACAUGGCCUACGAUAAUGCAACAGUAAGGAAGCAGAGCUACAAGAAACUCUUAGAGAAGUAUAAUGAAGAGUCAUCAGUGCCCAUAAACAUGGCCGAGCUCAAGAGGCUGCUUCGCAACAUGAAAAAGAGUAUGGAGUACCGUAAGGUACGGGCGAAGAGGAAAGCCGAUGAAGCGGUGACAGGACAAACGAGCUCAAGCCCUACACUGCAGCAUGAUGUAACACCAGAAAACAGCUCAGAUGUUGAGCCGUUGGCUGGAACGUAUGCCGCGAACCUCGUCGUCCUGCAGGGCAUCCCGACUGUCUUCAGCUGGUGCUGCUUCUGCAGACAGGUUCGGGAUGACUGCCACGAGCUCACCCACGACAAACCCUACGCAUCAACCGAUAGAAUCACACUCAAAGUCAAUGAUAUCAGUGUAGACGUAGAUCUCACGAAGGGUACACCACGAACUGUUUGCCAAAGUUGUGACGCAAAAUUGCAAGAGAUGUAUGAAUUUGUAAAACUUGUCAAAGAAGCUCAAGAGAAGUUUACUAAUGUAAGUAAUUUUGAUGAUUUAAGUGGAAGCCCUGUAAACCUAAAUGAGAUUCCAUCUUAUAUGUCCACAAGCGACGGGGAGGAUGUUUUAUAUGACCCUCUGUCGAUCUCUGAAACGGAAUUCACGAAUACAAAGGUUAGUGCUAGUAAAAGAAAGAAUAAUAAAGAAGCUGCUGUCCCUAGGAAGAAAUUUAGUGUUUCCAUCGACUUCAGUUCCAUGUCAUUGUCAUCAUUUGAUGAUGACAGUUAUGGGAGCAAUGACAUAGGCUCGAAUUGUAAUCAGACAUUUACUUCAGUAGAUUCGUCUAAAGCAUCUACCCGGGAAAUUAAUAAAGAAGUAAAUAUUACAAAUUCUAGACAUAUAGCUGAAAUAGAUACGUUUAAUACAGCAAAUGCACAAGUAACAAAUAAUCAACAAAAUACCAAUACUUCAUUUAGUGACACUCUAAACAUUGCCAAUGUAGAUAUACCCGUUUCCGUAAUUAAUAAAGAAUCUGGAAGAGAAGUUAUUUCUACAUUCAGAUUUUCAGGUUGUACAUUACAAAUUGCAUCUGAAGAUGUUGAAACACUUAUUGUAAAAGAAGAAUAUAAUGAAUUACCUAAUAAUAUAGUCGAUGAAGAUGUUCACCGUCAUACAAUAACUGAAAUGCAGCUAGCGGAAUCACAAAAUCAACCUACAAUUGAAAUUACGAAUACAGUUACAAAUAAGGAUUCACCAAAAGAAAAUACAGAUGAGAUAAAUGUUUCUAGCAAAGUAGUUAGUGAAAAUGCUGAAUCAGUUGUUAUAAAAGAAGAAUGUAUAAUUUUAAGUGACGAUGAAGACAAUAAUGAUAUCGAAUCCACUACGAACAUAAAAUUAGAACCAACUGAAAAUACUUCAGUAUUAUAUAAUCUACUAGGAACUUCACAUCUUCUCGACACGAACCCUUAAACGUUACAAACGGCCUUCAAAUUAGUUCAAGUGUUGAACUACUUGCAACUCAAACAAACAGUGAGCCAGCGUGUGUGAUUCCUAAAUGUGAUCUGCACCGGUAGCAUGGUCGUCCAAUAAACGAUAAAACAUCAGGCCGUCCAUAUCGCACUUACAGGUCUUACAGGUAGUGCGAAAGGGACAGCCUGAUGUUAUAUCAUUUUAUAGUGCGACCAUGAUUGCCUGUCUGGUAGCGUUAAUUGAAUCGGUAGUGAGUCGUAUGAUACACAAGAGAGUCCUAUACACCUUGUUUUUAUUGAAUUCCGUUAACUUUAAGGAAAGGUUCUUUACAUAAAAUACAAUUAAUUUAUUUUAGAAACUAGCGUCUUGACUCUUACGGUUAUCGAGUUAUUAAAAAAAUAAAGAU